AUGAGCUCCAAGUCGUCGAUGGAGAUCCGCACCCCCUUCUUCCGCCGCCGCUUCACUCAUUUGGACAUUAGCUCGAAGCUUGAUGCCAAGGCUCACAAAGGCACAGAUGAGGGUGUGCAACAUGAUUCCCCCAAUGUCCCUGAUGGCUCGCAACUCAUUAGCCUGCCCGUCGGCCAGCACGGCGAAAAAAUUGCCGUGUACUGGUCCGCCUCGCCGAACAACCCCAAGGUGGAGCACGCGUUUGUGAUGAUGCACGGCCGUCUGCGCGAUGGUGACCACUACUGGACCGUCAUGAACAAUGCUCUUAAGGCUGCCCAGAAGGCCAACUACGGUGGUGCCCGGAAGGAGUCGAUCAUUGUCGCCCCCGAGAUGUAUUCCACCAAGCUGAACAAGGGACAGUACGAUGCCAAGACCCUUGCCUGGGGUGAGACGAACGCCUGGCAAGCCGGCGGUAUUGCUACCCACCCUAAGGGCACCAACCUUACCUCGAUGGACGCGCUGGACGCCAUUCUCGACCACUUCUCCGACCGCCAGGCUUUCCCUAGCAUGAAGAACAUCACGCUCGUUGGUCACGGCGGCGGUGGUCAGCUCAUGAACCGCUACGCUGCUACCGGUAAAGACCCCAAGGACUCCAACCUCUACGUCCGUUACAUUGUUGGCGACCCCAGCAGCUCGCCUUACUUUACCCACCACCGCCCCGUCACGGACAAGUCGAUUGCCAGCAAGGACAGCUGCCACGGAUACGACAACUGGCGCUAUGGAUUCGCCGACUUCCCGGGUACCCUGGACUCCAAGCUUACCCCGAAGGACUACUUCAAGCGCUACCUGAGCCGCGAUGUGCUCAACAUUGUCGGUCUUAAGGACGUGCAGCACAACGGUGACCAAAAGUGCAUGGCUCUGCUUCAGGGUGGCCACAAGCGCCGUGACCGCAACUUCAGCUGGUGGCGCUACGUUAACUCGCUCGCCAAGACGAACGAGGACCUGAGCGGCUUCCCCGGCAACUUCUCGGAUCUGCCCGACUGGAGCGACACCCACAAUGGCAGCAUUGGUACUCGCCUUGCCAUUGUCGAGGACGCUUCGCACAAUGCCGCCAAGAUCUUCUCUAGUAAGAUUGGCCGCUCGGCCCUCUUUGACCACUAUUCGAUUGACAUGGGCUGGCGCCCUGCCGCUUGGCACAAGAACCAGAAGAACAAGGCUGCUUCCAAGUCGUCGAGCAAUUCGACCAGCUCCAGCAGCUCCAAGAGCUCUAACAGCUCUAACAGCUCCAGCAGCACUAGCAGUGCGAGCAGCACCGGCAGCACUGGCCGCUCCAGCGGCUCCAGCAACGCCGUCAAUGCUAUCAGCUCCAACAGCGCUAGCAGCACCACUAGCAACUGA
Messenger RNA from Malassezia japonica, 1377 nucleotides. RefSeq lists its product as uncharacterized. The transcript has a single exon. The record is from RefSeq and is a predicted model, not a curated record. Bases 1 to 1377 code for a protein of 458 amino acids. NCBI's taxonomy places the organism in Eukaryota, Fungi, Basidiomycota, Malasseziomycetes, Malasseziales, Malasseziaceae.